AUUUGUGUCGGAUUGUGCAAGUUCAAAUUAGUACGGACUACGGAGGACUCCGUAGUACACAGCCACAGAAGCCAGUCAUAACGCCACUUUCCACCGUUGAGAUUUCAGCAUCGGCCAAGCAUCUUCAACCGAUCAUCAAAUUUGUUUAUUUCUGCAUUGUCUUGGACGGAUUUGAGCCCAACUCACCAACUCAUUCAGUUCCGUCAUACUACAGCCGAUAAUACUCCAAUUUUGUAACUGCCGACUCACCAAAGUUCUUGUUGAUUUCAUCUUCGGGGUUUCAGGUUCUUGUCAAAAUUGUUGAAUUUGUGUGCUAAAUGGAUACUGAAACAACCCCAGAUUUACUUAGUGAUCUACCACUUAGCAUAUCUGAGAUUAUCCUUAGCUUGUUACCUAUAAGAGAUGCUGUUAGGAUGAGCACAUUGUCAACCAAAUGGAGAUAUAGAUGGGCAAACCUUCCACAGCUUAUUUUCUGUGACAAAUGUGUUGGUCCUUCUACGGACAAGUCGAUGGUCGAAAACAGGCUUAUAAAGUUUAUUACUCAUGCUCUUCUACUUCACAAUGGCCCCAUUCAUAAGUUUAAGAUAUGUACUUCGAUCUUGCAAAGUUGCCCAGAUAUUGAUCAGUGGCUGCUUUUCCUCUCGAGGAAUGUUGUUAGGGAACUCACACUUGAAUUAGGUGAUGGCGAGUGGUUUAGGGUGCCAGCUUGUCUGUUUUCUUGCAAAAAAUUGACUCUUUUGGAGCUUUGUCGAUGUGAAUUAGAUCCCCCUCCUAGCUUCAGAGGGUUUUCGAGCUUGCGCACCUUGACACUCAAUCAAGUUUUGGUGACACCUGAAGUAAUUGAAAACCUAAUUUCUAGCUGUCCUCUGCUUGAGAGUUUAACAUUGUCAUAUUAUGAUGGUUUGGACUUGAACAUCGAUGCUCCUAAUCUUAAGUGCUUGCACCUGGAAGGUGUAUUCAAAGAUUUAUGCCUAGAACAUACCCCACUGUUGGAAGUAGUUUCUAUCUCUUUGUAUAUGAACACAGAUGAAAUUCAGGAGCAUUUUGAGCAACUCUCUGGUUGCAAUUUUGUCAAGUUUCUUGGUGGUGUACCUAACCUCAGAAAGCUAACUGGACAUGUUUACUUUACAAAGUAUUUAAGCAUAGGCAUUGAGCAGUGGACACCAUCACUAACUUACAGUCAUCUGAAAGUUAUUGAAUUAAAUCAAGUAAGUUUUGAAGACAUGAAAGAGUUACUGGUUGUUCUUCGCUUGAUUACAAACUCCCCAAACUUGCAGGAGCUUCAGAUCUCUGGUUCAUCAAACACAAAUGUUACACUGGAAGCACCUAACGUAGACUUUUGGGAGACUGAAUGUCCAUCAGGUUACACAUUCAAACGGUUGAAAACCGUGAAGAUGACAGAUAUGUGUGGCGUGCCUCAUGAGAUGGAAUUAAUAAAAAAAUUACUGGGGAACUCACCAGUCUUAGAAAAACUGAGUAUAGUGCCCUGUAUAUAUGUUACAGAGUUAAAAGUGGAUAUGCUGGUAGAAUUAGUAAGACUUCGACGGGCCUCUCCUCUAGCUGAAAUCCUGUUCACCCAAGAAUGAGAAGUGUGCAUUAUUAGAAUACAUCCCCUCACAGAAAUAGGAAAAUCAUGAAACCAUUCUUUUCCAAAGUGUCAUGUAUUUCUGUAUUGCAUGUAAAUCUAUAUGAUAAUGAGAACUAUAAAGACAUAAUUUCUCUCCGAAUAAACUUAAUUUUGAAUGUGCAUUA
Molecule: messenger RNA, 1752 nt
Organism: Spinacia oleracea (spinach)
Lineage: Eukaryota; Viridiplantae; Streptophyta; Magnoliopsida; Caryophyllales; Amaranthaceae
Product: F-box/FBD/LRR-repeat protein At1g13570
Exons: 4
Coding region: 318-1586 (422 amino acids)
Molecular function (GO): protein binding
Source: RefSeq, a predicted model, not a curated record